Messenger RNA from Cyprinodon tularosa, 573 nucleotides. RefSeq names its product cystatin-B-like. The transcript is spliced from 3 exons. Gene Ontology annotation, molecular function: cysteine-type endopeptidase inhibitor activity. Lineage: Eukaryota; Metazoa; Chordata; Actinopteri; Cyprinodontiformes; Cyprinodontidae. Gene Ontology annotation, cellular component: cytosol. The coding region runs from base 94 to 393 and encodes 99 amino acids. The record is from RefSeq and is a predicted model, not a curated record.
UUUACUGACUCAACUUAAACGCCUCAUAGACAUUACAUUCUUGCAUUUUGGCUCAUUUUUCGCUUACCUUCGGGACAUUUAAGACUUGCUACGAUGCCGAUGUGUGGAGGCACCUCAGAAGUAAAGGAGGCCGAUGGGAACGUUCAGCAGAUUUGUGAUAAAGUGAAACCUCAUGUGGAGCAGAAAGCAGGAAAGAACUAUGACGUCUUCACCGCCAAGAGCUACAAGAGUCAGCUUGUUGCUGGGACCAACUACUUUAUAAAGGUCCAUGUUGGGGGUGAUGAGCAUCUUCACAUCCGUGUCUGGCAGAAACUGCCGUGCAAUGGAGGGGAAGUAGAGUUGAGUGAUAUUCAGCUCUCCAAGAGCCACCAUGAUCCCAUCGAGUAUUUCUGAACAGCUGUAUAUUCUAGCAGAGCUCUAGGCCUGCAGAAUGCUCCCUCAGUGUCGUCAACCUGUUGUUUUGUUUUCUCGCCCGCAGUGAUAACUGACAUUUUGAGUCUCAUGCAGCAUAACUUGAAACCAUUAAAGAAUUGUUUUUAUACCCUUUGUCUGAAUAAGCUGAAAGGGAAUUGA